GUCCCGGGGGAGCCGUGGCCGUGCCGCGCUGCCGGCGAUGAUUCCCCGCUGACAGGCCGAGCGGCACCGCCCGCCCCUGCCCCUGCCCCCGGGGAUGGCUCCGUUCCCGCCCGCGGUGAGGCCCGGUAGGAGCCGGGCCAUGGGGGCCGCAGCCGGGCCCGCUGCUCCCCGCUGCCCGCGGUAGCUCACGGCAGCGCCCCGGGGCACCAUGGAGCAGCCCACGCGUGUGCCCGGGCCCCGCCGCCUCCUGGGCUGCUUCAGGAGGAAGCCUCGGCCCGCCGGGGAGGAGCCGCCGCCGGAACCGGAGCCCGCGGAGCCGCGGGUGGCGCUGGCCCCGGGCGAGGCGCUGCAGGAGUGCCCGCUGUGCCUGCUGCCGCAGCCGCCCGAGGCGUUCCCCGCGCUGGGCUGCUGCUCGCACCGCUCCUGCCGCGGCUGCCUGCAGCAGUACCUGCGCCUGGCCGUCGCCGAGAGCCGCGUACCCGCGGCCUGCCCGCACUGCCCCGCCGCCAUCCCGCCCCACGACGUGCACCGCCUGCUCCCCGAGCCCGCCCUCCGCGACAAGUACGAGGAGUUCCUGCUGCGGCGGCUGCUGGUGGCGGACCCCGGCACCCGCUGGUGCCCCGCUCCUGACUGCAGCUACGCCGUCCUCGCCCAUGGCUGUGCCGAGUGUCCCCGCCUCACCUGCGGCCGCGAGGGCUGUGGCACCGAGUUCUGCUACCACUGCCGGCAGCCCUGGCACCCCGAGGGCCCCUGCGCUCCACCGACCCCCGGCCUGGCCACGCCCUCAGCACAGCCCGAGGAGCCCGCCCACGCUGAGGCCGAGGACAUCAAGGUCUGUCCUCGCUGCAGCGCCUUCAUCAUGAAGAUCAACGAUGGCAGCUGCAACCGCAUGAACUGCACAGUGUGUGGCUGCCUCUUCUGCUGGCUCUGCCUGCAGGAGAUCUCUGAUGUGCACUUCCUGAGCCCCUCUGGCUGCACCUUCUGGGGGAAGAGGCCGUGGUCCCGGACCCGCAGGAUCCUGUGGCAGCUGGGCAUGGUGCUGGGAGCGCCCAUGGUCAUCUCCCUUGCUGCAGGCGUUGCUGUCCCUGUCAUCACCAUUGGGAUCCCCAUCUACAUGGGUAGGAAGGUGCUGGGCCAGAGCCGGCGGAGCAGCCUGUCCGGGUGCCAGCAGUGCCUCUCUGUCACCAGCAGCAUCCUGCUGUCCUUCUUCGUGUCCCCCAUCAUCACAGCCCUCACUGUGGGUGUUGGCGUGCCCCUGGUGCUCACCUACGUGUACGGGACCGUGGUGCUGUCGCUGUGCCGGAGCCGCUGGGGCUGCAGGGGCGGCCGUGCCCCCGGCGAGCUCGGCGUGGUGGAGCUGGACAACCUGGCCAAGCUGAACGAGCUGUGGUCGGCGCUGCCCAACCCCAGGGUGGCCGAGGACGGAGCUCCGGACGGCGCCGCCUCCCUGUCCCUGCCCAGCAGCGGCCGCAGCCAGCGCCCGGCGCGGCCGCAGGGGGACAGCCAGUCUGCCAGCACGGUGGCCCUGGCCGGGAGCAUGCUGAGCGAGGGCCAGGACGCCUCUGACAGGGAAGGUGUCACCAUCGAGGUGGAGGUGUCGGUGGAGGCGGUGCCACGUUCUGCCCGGCAGCAGAGCCUCAGCAGUGCCCUGAGUGGGCAGAGCCUCUCUGGGGACUCCCUGGGUGCCACCAGUGACAGGGGCAGCUCCGUGGGUAUCCCUGUGGAGUGAUGGGGGCCCGAGGGGGAGUCCUGACCCACACUCGGGCCCUGUGCCCUCUGCCAGCACACCCAGCCCUGGGAGCUGCUCCUGGGCCGGUGCCAGCUGCACCCAGCACUGCUGCACCCUGCACUAGCCCUGUGCACCCCUUUCCCAGAGGCACCACUAGGAAAUAAAGCUGCUCUGCUUUCUUUUCACUAGGAAAUAAAGCUGCUCUGUCUCCCGUGGCAAAACUCCCCCCUGGCAGCCCACUGGUGUGCACAACAGGCAUCACAUCUGACCCGGGUGAGGAAGAGGCCACCCAAGCCGUGCUGGGUUAUCUGUGUGGCCUCUGCCCUGCCUGUACCAGCUGAUCUGCCCCAGAGCAGGCUGCAGGGCUAGGGGAGGGCAGCAGCCCCCCAGCUCCCCUCUCUGCUCUGGGCCCCUCAGGGAUCCGUCCUGCAGCCAGGCCAGUGUGCAGGGAGCACCAUGGGCUGUAGGGG
This is a messenger RNA of Melozone crissalis (California towhee), 2199 nucleotides long. Its product is annotated as E3 ubiquitin-protein ligase RNF19B-like. Bases 209 to 1729 code for a protein of 506 amino acids. Gene Ontology annotation, molecular function: ubiquitin conjugating enzyme binding; ubiquitin protein ligase activity; zinc ion binding. The transcript has 9 exons. Gene Ontology annotation, biological process: ubiquitin-dependent protein catabolic process; protein polyubiquitination; positive regulation of proteasomal ubiquitin-dependent protein catabolic process. Lineage: Eukaryota; Metazoa; Chordata; Aves; Passeriformes; Passerellidae. The record is from RefSeq and is a predicted model, not a curated record. Gene Ontology annotation, cellular component: cytoplasm; ubiquitin ligase complex.